GGACGCCAGCAGGGUCCAAACUUCCGGUGCCUGCAGCGCUUGGAGCGGCGGUUGCACGGAGAGCGGCUGCACCGGCGGAGGCUGCACCGGCAGAGGCUGCGGGGCUGACGCGCGGGCAGGCGCAGCCAUGGUGAAGAUCAGUUUCCAGCCCGCCGUGGCCGGCAUCAAGGGCGACAAGGCCGACAAGGCUUCGGCGUCGGCCGCGGGCCCGGCGCCUGCCCCGGCCGCCGAGAUCCUGCUGACGCCGGCUAGGGAGGAGCAGGCCCCCUGCCACCGCUCCAAGAAGGGGAGCUCAGUGGGCGGCGUGUGCUACCUGUCGAUGGGCAUGGUCGUACUGCUCAUGGGCCUGGUGUUCGCCUCGGUCUACAUCUACAGAUACUUCUUCUUUGUUCAGCUGGCCCAAGAUAACUUCUUCCGCUGCGGUGUGCUCUACGAGGACUCCUUGUCCUCCCAAGUCCGGACUCAGAUGGAGCUGGAGGAGGACGUGAAGAUCUACCUCGAAGAGAACUAUGAGCGCAUCAACGUCCCUGUGCCCCAGUUUGGCGGUGGCGACCCUGCAGACAUCAUCCACGACUUCCAGCGGGGUCUGACUGCCUACCACGACAUCUCCCUGGACAAGUGCUACGUCAUCGAGCUCAACACAACCAUCGUGCUGCCCCCACGUAACUUCUGGGAGCUCCUCAUGAACGUGAAGAGGGGGACCUACCUCCCACAGACGUACAUCAUCCAGGAGGAGAUGGUGGUCACGGAGCAUGUCAACGACAAGGAGGCCCUGGGCUCCUUCAUCUACCACCUGUGCAACGGGAAGGACACCUACCGGCUGCGGCGCCGGGCUACCCGGAGGCGGAUCAGCAAGCGUGGGGCCAAGAAUUGCAACGCCAUCCGCCACUUUGAGAACACCUUUGUUGUGGAGACGCUCAUCUGCGGGGUGGUGUGAGGCCCCCCCACCCCGGCCCCCUGCCCCUGCCCUCUUCCUGUUUCCUUCUUUCUGGCCUCUUCUGGCCCUCCUCCUUCCCCUUGCUUAGCUUGUACUUUGGACGCCUUUCUGUAGAUGUGACCUGUCUCACCUUUCUAGCCCUGCCCGCUUCCCUGUACCAGAGCCGUGACCUCUCGCAGCCCCCAUCUCUGCUGAAUUCCUGGUGUGGGGGAAGGAGG
This is a messenger RNA of Propithecus coquereli (Coquerel's sifaka), 1155 nucleotides long. RefSeq names its product integral membrane protein 2C (gene ITM2C). Gene Ontology annotation, biological process: negative regulation of amyloid precursor protein biosynthetic process. The record is from RefSeq and is a predicted model, not a curated record. The coding region runs from base 128 to 937 and encodes 269 amino acids. Gene Ontology annotation, cellular component: plasma membrane; extracellular exosome; Golgi apparatus. Gene Ontology annotation, molecular function: amyloid-beta binding. Lineage: Eukaryota; Metazoa; Chordata; Mammalia; Primates; Indriidae. The transcript is spliced from 6 exons.